AACUCUAAACUAGUUCUCUCUUUCACUACACAAAACCUUAGGCAGAGAAAACAUACAUAGAGAGAGAGAGAGAGAGAGAGACAGUGUGUGUGUGUGUCUACCUGAAAUGGUUCCCAAGUACGGUGUUGAAGUGGACGAUGGUGGGACUGGGCGCGGAACUAGGCCUAAAUGAACAGCACCCACCUUUUGAAACUCGAAGCAAAUUUUGGGAGUAACCUUCUUUCAACUUGUUAUGUUUUCGGUGGAGUUCCUUUCAUUUUGCGUUUAGAGAGUCAUGGGGUUUCUUGGUUUUGGGUCUAUAACUGUCUUAGCUGUUUAUAUGGAUUCCAACCUUCUCAGUGGUGCAAAUGGUACAGUCACUUGCUUUGUGAACUAACCCUUUGUAAACUCAUUCUAAUGCUUUUGAUUUUUGGUAUUUGAUUGUGUUGAAUUCAAUACUAUUGUUUUCCAUAGAACAUGAUUAAGUUACAAGUCCUUUCAUAUGAAUUCUGAAGGUUUAAUUUAAUCUAAAGGAAUGAUUCGUAUUAUUCUUCCAACUAAUAAAAGUAAUUAAGCUGCUGUGGUUUAUUUGAUAUCCAGAAAUUAUAAAUUGUUUGGUGGUUGAUAAGUAUCAUUCUUUUCCGUGGACAAGUUUGAUCCCUCCUUAUUUCUCUCUCUGUCUCUUCCAAAGCUCAAUUAGAGACUGUGAGACUUGAACCUUUUUUUUUAGAUUUUUAUUUAUUUGUUUAUUUUUUAAUUUGACUUGCAGAAAACCUAUAGUUAGUGUUGCAAUAGCUGCCUUACCAAGUGACUUUUAUGUUGGGUGCUAGAAGCAGCAAUAUUGACUUGCACGCAUCUCUAUAUGUGUGGAAGGAAUCUUAAGUAAACUAUUAGUUAUCAGUUUUUUUUAAAAUAGUUUUCUAGUUUUGUUCAGUCAAAACACAGUGAUCCCUUUUUAGAUUUCAUUUCUUUCUUGUGCGCUUAAGAUACGGAUUCAUCAAAAGUAGUUCAUUAAUUCAAUUUAAGUCCCUGCCUUUCUCUUGCCUCGUGAAUCAGGAUGCAAUAUUUUCAAAAUAUUGUUCAAAAGAAAUGAUCCGGUAAUGGAAGCUCUUUUGACUUUUGGCAAUGGCAAUUGUGUUUCUAAUUCGAUUUAGUUCUCUCAGACAGGUUAUCUGAUUGCUUCCCUCUUGCUGUGAAUCAAGGAGCAUAAAGUAUGUGUUUGAUUGGUUAUUUCUGUUGAAAUGCACUCCUGAUUUCAACUCUGAAAUUUUAUUGAUCCCAGAUAUUAACCAAUCUUCCUUGGUACCAGAUAGACCUUAUAGAAUGUUUGGCUUCAUGUGGGGCAAAUCUCCUUUGGCAAUAUGGCUUCCAAGUUCCAAUAUUAGAAGAGACAAAUUUAUUAACUAUCUGGAAUUUACUUAUGUUUGAAGAUUCAGUUGUAUUGGGCAAAUCUCCUUUGGCAAAAAUUACUUAAUUUACUUUGGUUGGAUUCCUGGAAGUAAAAAAUAUAUGAAAAUAACUUUUGUCAUCUUCUAUAAAAAUAUUACCAUUCUGAAGUUCUUCCGCUAGGAACUCUACAUUUUCACUAGGGCAAAUCUCCUUUGGCAUCUUUUGAUUAUCUUGUUCUGCUUCCUCCAACUUCUAUAGUUUUUUCUUCCACGAAAACCCCCCUCCCCACCCCCAAAAUAAAAAUAAAAAUUCAUCUCAUAUUUGUAGCUCCUGGAUACUAGUUUUGGAAAUCUCUCUCAAGAAUUUCUAUCUGUGGAAAUUCCAGUCCUAAUUGGGCAAAUCUCCUUUGGCAUUUUGGAGUCCUUGUUCGACUCCUGUUAUCCUAUCGGGCAAAUCUUCUUUGGCAUCAAGUUUCCAGUUUCGGUGGUCAAGAUAAUCUAUUUAAGAAACUGGCUUCUUACUAUCUGUGACAAACAGCAGUAUCAGACACAUUUUGUAUUGUAAACAAAUAUCCUUUGAAGUCUAUGUUGGUGCACCUGUUGUGGAUCGCGAUACAUACUGACACCGGAGUUUAAUGCUUCUAUUUUCUUGAGAAGGCAUCUAGUUGAUGGAUGCACACAUUAGUGAUUUGGACUGGGAGACUUCCAGUCAGAGCAGCAGCAGUGAUGAUCAAGAGGAUAUUGAUUUUCUAUAUGGUGGGCAAGCUAGGAGCAUAUUAUCAAGUUUAGAGGAAAGCAUUGGGAAGAUUGAUGAUUUUCUCUCAUUUGAGAGGGCAUUUGUUCAUGGGGAUGUGGUAUGCUCCUUGUCAGACCCAUCUGGACAGAUGGGCAGGGUCAUAAGUGUUGAUGUGUUAGUUGAUUUGGAAAAUGUUCAAGGAAGCAUAUUAAAAAAUGUCAACUCCAAGAAACUUCUGAAGAUUCGCUCCAUUUCAGAAGGUGACUAUGUAAUCAAGGGGCCAUGGCUUGGCCAGGUUCAAAUGGUGGUGGACAGAGUAACUGUAUUGUUUGAUGAUGGAACUAAAUGUGAGAUCAUUACCUUGGAAAAGGAUAAGCUUUUACCUCUGACCCAUAAUUUUCUUGAAGAUUCACAGUAUCCAUACUAUCCAGGGCAGAGAGUAAAGGUGAAGUCGUCCACUGCUUCUAAAUCAGCUAGAUGGUUAUGUGGUACUUGGAGAGACAAUCAUGAUAAAGGAACUGUUUGUGCUGUGGAAGCAGGUUUGGUGUGUGUUAACUGGCUUGUCUCUGUUCUUUUGGGUUCCAACUUGAACGUGAGUGCUCCUCCAUGUUGGCAAGAUUCCAAAAACUUGACCUUGUUGUCGUGUUUUUCAUAUGCAAACUGGCAACUUGGUGACUGGUGCAUGCUCCCAGUUGCAGACCAAAAGGAACAGAUGAUUCAAGAUGCAUCCACUGGCGACCUUUCUCAUGAGCAUAGGAUGGCUAGAGGAUAUAAGAAAAGAAACAUCAAUUCUAACAUUGGGGAAUUAUUUAUAAUUGGGAAGAUAAAGACCAAAGUUGAUAUUGUUUGGCAAAAUGGUGAACAUACUUUGGGAUUAGAUCCACAGAAUUUAGUUCCAGUGAAUGUCAUAAACACUCAUGAAUUUUGGCCUCAGCAGUUCGUCCUGGAAAAAGAUGCUUCUGAUGAUCCUCUUAAGCCUAGAAAUCAAAGAUGGGGUGUUGUUCAAUCCGUGGAUGCAAAAGAGCAUACUGUAAAGGUACAAUGGAGAACUGGUCCCAUAUCUGAGCCAGAUAAUUUGGCUGGAGAUACAGUGAUGGAAACUGUGAGUGCCUACGAACUUGUUGAGCACCCAGAUUAUUCCUGUUGUUUUGGUGAUAUUGUGUUCAAGGCGGCUCAAAAACAGCUUGGUUACCAAGCUGAUAAAGAUAAUGCAAAGUCAGUGUCUGACUUGAAUGCAGAGGCUCCUCUGAGAAACUGGGACCAAAUCAGUUAUCAGAAUAAGUCCCAAGAUAACUGUUACCUGUCCUGUAUUGGCAAUGUUACUGGUUUCAAAGAUGGUGACGUGGAGGUGAAAUGGGCUACUGGUUUAACAACCCAGGUUGCACCUUAUGAAAUUUUUCGGAUUGAUAAACAUGAAGGUUCAACUGCAACCCCUGUUCCUUAUGAAGCAAAUGUUGAGGAGUUGACUCAAGAUAUGAUUGAACAUGGAGAUCCACCUUCUGAUGAGAAAGGAAAGGACUUGUUAGAUUGUAAUGGUGAUAGAGAUAAUUGCAAAAAGCAUCCAGGAGAGAGUAGUUACUUUUCCCUUCCUCAAGCCGCCUUUGAACUUUUCGCCAGCAUUAAAGCCAGUAUAUUCCAAACACUUGGUGUAACAUCACUUUCUGGAGCAGUUUGCUCGGUCCCUACGUUUGAAGAGGGAAAUGGAUCUGAUUUUCUUGAUAAGAAAAAUUCGGAAACUUGUGGCUCCUGCACUGAAUCACAUCCAGUGAGCAGGUUGCUGUCCACUGAAGACAAAACUCCAGAUUGUGAAGUUAUUAGUAUUCAUGAGAGGAACGAUUUUCCUGUUUCUUCAAACAGCAACAUUUCAGAUCAUUUGAAGCAGUUUGAUGUAAUUGAUAGUUGCUCAGACCACCACUUUUUUGACGAGGGAAAAGGGUUGCCAUUAUCUCAGGUCGAAAAAGGAUGGGCAAAAAAGGUUCAGCAAGAAUGGAGCAUCCUGGAGAAAAAUCUUCCUGAAACUAUUUUUGUCCGUGUUAUUGAAGAAAGAAUGGAUCUCAUGCGAGCAGCCAUUGUCGGAGCGCCUGGCACACCUUAUCAUGAUGGGUUGUUUUUCUUUGAUAUAUGCUUCCCUCCAGAGUAUCCCAGUGAGCCACCUAUGGUGCACUACAUUUCUGGUGGGCUUCGAUUAAAUCCUAAUUUGUACGAGUCAGGAAAAGUCUGUCUGAGUCUCCUAAAUACGUGGACUGGCACAACCACUGAAGUGUGGAACCCUGGAGCCUCCACAAUUCUUCAAGUCCUUCUCUCUCUGCAGGCUCUUGUCCUGAAUGAGAAGCCUUAUUUCAACGAGGCAGGAUAUGAUCAACAAAUCGGAAGAGCUGAAGGAGAGAGAAACUCAGUGAGCUACAAUGAGAAUGCUUUCCUUGUCACCUGCAAAUCCAUGUUGUAUCUAUUAAGGAAGCCACCCAAGCAUUUUGAGGCAUUGGUGGAAGAGCACUUUAGACAGAGCUCAGAACAUAUACUUCUUGCUUGUAAGGCAUAUCUUGAAGGAGCUCCCAUUGGAUAUGCUUUUGGAAGUGGAAAAACUGAACAUGAAAACCAGAAGGGAACUUCUACAGGAUUUAAAAUUAUGCUGGCUAAGCUCUUCCCCAAGCUUGUUGAGGCAUUUUCUGAUAAGGGAAUUGAUUGCAGCCAGUUUAUUGAGAUGCAUAAUUAACUGUUCUAUGAAGUUGUGAGUAAACCGUCCAGCUUCCUUUAUGGAUAUUCCAACCUUAUGUAUGAUAUUAAUGUGUUUCCAGGUAUCUGUAUAAUAUCAAAUGUGUGCUUGAUAAAACACCAAUAUCUCCCAAAAAAAUAAAAUAAUGUGUUGGAGAUGUACUAAUAAGAGAAACCUUGAACCCUUGUGGUAUGUGUAUGUAUCACAUACAAUGGCUUGCAGAUGUGAAAUAUAUGAAAUAAGAAACACAAUGAUUGGAUAUUUGCUUGAUGUGUAUUUUCAUCUAUUUGAUAAUGAUUUAUAAAUGUUGUUAUCACGUGCAAAGGAAGGUGUUGGGGAGUUUGGUGAAGGUGUCACUAAUUACUUGAUAGCCAUUAUGGUGGCUUUUAGAGGAAUUAAAAAUGUUUCUUUCCAGUUUGCAAUAAUAAACAACUUGUAUUUUAUUUAAUUUGUUUUUCCACUUAUGUAUUCUAACUCUAGUUAGUUACCAUAGUUAAAUAUUAGGUGAAGUAGUCAGUUGUAUAGUUAGUUCACUUUACCUUUGUUUCACUA
Gastrolobium bilobum is the source of this 5368-nucleotide messenger RNA. Its product is annotated as probable ubiquitin-conjugating enzyme E2 24. The transcript is spliced from 9 exons. Bases 2036 to 4816 code for a protein of 926 amino acids. NCBI's taxonomy places the organism in Eukaryota, Viridiplantae, Streptophyta, Magnoliopsida, Fabales, Fabaceae. The record is from RefSeq and is a predicted model, not a curated record.